Molecule: messenger RNA, 954 nt
Organism: Metarhizium brunneum ARSEF 3297
Lineage: Eukaryota; Fungi; Ascomycota; Sordariomycetes; Hypocreales; Clavicipitaceae
Source: RefSeq, a predicted model, not a curated record
AUGGACUCUGAGCAAGGAAUUUCCGACGAGAGUAAAAAGCAAAUUGUUAUACUGUUAAACUCCGAGCAGGAGCCCCCGCAAGACUCGUCCUUUAGCGACACAUUGUUCUCCAGGACAUGCCAGAGCGUCGUGGAUCGGAAUGAAGCGCGGAUAAAUCGCGACAUUACCCCCGAGCUUGUUCCUGCGCAUCGUGGCGCGCGAAAGCUGGGAUGCCUUGUUGAAAGUACAAACGAAGGAUGGAGUAACUCCAUGCCCUUAACAAACCCCCGCCCGCAGCCAGAUUACUCUGUUGGUUUCAAGAGAGGGGCAUUUUCUGAAGCUCAGCUGGAGAGAAUGGCCCCGAUGAUUGGCAACAGGAUUGCCGGAGAUCAAUCGAAGAUUAUGGCAACGUACCUAAUUUACUUCCCAUUUCUGUCAUGCGAAGUCAAGUGUGGCUCUACGUCGCUGGAAGACGCGGACCGCCAGAACGCUCAUACGGCAACAUUGGCCGUACGAGGUGUUGUUGAAUUAUUCAUGGUAUUGAAGCGCGAACAUGAGAUUGAUCGCAAGAUCCUGGCAUUUUCUGUCUCGCACGAUCAUCGACAAGUGCGACUUUACGCCCACUACGCUGAUAUUAAGGAGGGAGAUGCAAAAUACUACCGUUAUACAAUCCGCACAUUUGACUUUACAGAACUUGAUGGCAAGGAGAAAUUCACGUCAUAUCGUUUCAUCAAGAACGUAUAUGAAAUCUGGAUGCCGCAACAUUUCUCGAUGAUAUGUUCCGCCAUUGACCAACUCCCUGGUUAUUCGAAUCCGGAUGUGACCUCGCUUCAAGAAUCCGCCCUUUCCCAUGAUCUCGAAAGGUACAGCCCGUCACAAUCGCAGUCACAGUCGGAAAUCGAAUCUGCCCACGAAUCGCAACAAGACGCUACUCCAAACACAUCACUCACUGGGGCAGGUCCCGCCAAAGCGUAA